GUGUGUGUGUGUGUGUGUGUGUGUGUGUGUGUGUGUGUGUGUGUGUGUGUGUGCUAUGUUUAUAUAUUUAUUAGUAAACAUCAUAAAUGAGAACAAACAGGAAGAAGACAUAGGCUAAGAUAUUAGGUAAAAAGAAGUACUAGAAAACGAAAAAAAAAAUACGAAAACUUUAAUAAAUGGUAAUAUUAUUGAUAUUAUGAACUAAUUCAAAUCUUUAAUCUUUCUAAAUAAAUUAUAAACGUAACGUGAUGAAAACGCUAUAAGAAACACAAAGAGGGAUCAGACUUCGACAGAACACCGGAUAUCUUCUCUAAUUAUUUUCUAUUCAAAUUAUUAAAAGAUUUUCAGAUGAUUUCAUCACUCCAGUCUGUCCGGUUGAGGGCUUUUAUUGCAACCAUAAACACCUACGUUUAUCUUCAAAUGGUGUCUUCGACGACGGUAUACUAUAAAAAUGAAGGUCAUCUAUUUUGGCAUUCCUAUUGUGACACUCAACAGCACAACAAAACAUUUUCUAGUGAGUUAUAUUGUUCGUUUCACUCGUGUCUCAUUCAUUUCCACUUUUUUUGCCACCCCAUGCGCGCGUGACGUAACUGUGACGUCGACUCGCAAGAGAGCGCGAGAGAGGGAACGCGAUAGAGGGAGUGAGCGAAAUGCAAAAUCGUCAUGCCUCACUGGAAGGAAGAAUUGAUUGAAGUUUUCCAAAAUCCCUAGAUGGAGAAAAUGCUAAAAAAGGGAUUAUAGCACCCCCAUUGUGUGGUCCUGGGGAGAACAGCAGCGAAGGAGGAGCUUUCAUAGGUGAAGUUUUGGUGUGCAUUUUUUGAAUUGUACUGCAUUAGUGAUCAGCUUGAUAUCGACUAGCUGGGGACAUGAACACUACAGGUGCUCAGUCAGGUCAAGUUGUGUCGAAGAUUGGCCGAAAAACUUUUGUAGUUGAGAGAGGGUUGAAGGUGUGUCUUUUGAGUGACUCUAUAUGCCGUGGAGUUGAGGAUCACAUCAAUAAUAUCCAAGCAUUUGUGCAUCCUGGGACAAAUUUGAGUCGCAGUUUGGGCCAGCAUGUUUGGCAUUUUGAUAAAAUAACGGGCUCCAUGUUGGUCUUGAUUAACAUUGGAUCAAAUGAUAUUGCUAGUGGUAUCAGACCUCAGGAUCUAGUGGAUAAGAUGUUGGCGUUGAUCAACCGCAUUCAAGAUGGUCAUCAGGAGCCAAUGUACUUUGCUGUGUGUGCAGUGUUGCCACGGCCUGUGGAUGACUUGCAGAAAAAGAAUGUGGUGAAAGAGUGCAAUGCCUUACUGGAACAUUGUUUUGAGAGUUGGGAGAAUGUGGCGUUUCUGCGUACAAACUCCGUUUUUUUGUCUAGAGGACAAAUUGUUCAGCAGUUGUAUGGGAGAGAUGGGUUGCAUUUAAAUAUGCAGGAUAAUGGCAGAUUUUUCCCCAAGUAAACUUCCAUCAAUUAAUGAUGAAGAGGUGGAUGCAGUUCGACAAGAAUUUCAAUUGUCAACCUAUGCUUGCCUGGAUCCUGCUAUGCCUCGCCAGGAGGUGUAUAGCAAGUGUCUCAGAGUUAACCGGAAAGCUAUGGAUCUGUUGGUUCGUCAGGUUCGCCAAAAGCGGUGCGCCGAGCAGAAGGUGGUAAUGCUGAAGAAAGAGCUGCAAGCCACAAAGACGGAACUUAGUAAAGCUCGUCAGGAGCUUGAAGUUAUUCAGGCAUCAUACAGCUGUGCAGGUGAUGAUGUGACUGAGGCUGCAACCCAGACUGAUGCGUGUCCAGAGGACAGCAGUGAUGUUGAUGAAGACACCAAUUAAAAUAUGUGACUGAGGUUGGAACCCAGACUGAUGUGUCCAGAGGCCAGCAUUUAUACUGAUGAAGACAAAGCCAUUUUUUUUUGUGUUAAUAAAUAAUAUAUUUCAGUUGGUUUGUUUCUUGUGUUGUUUAUUGUUUUUUAGUA
Paramisgurnus dabryanus is the source of this 1940-nucleotide messenger RNA. RefSeq lists its product as uncharacterized. NCBI's taxonomy places the organism in Eukaryota, Metazoa, Chordata, Actinopteri, Cypriniformes, Cobitidae. The record is from RefSeq and is a predicted model, not a curated record.